Messenger RNA from Impatiens glandulifera, 2087 nucleotides. RefSeq names its product riboflavin biosynthesis protein PYRR, chloroplastic. The coding region runs from base 69 to 1835 and encodes 588 amino acids. Gene Ontology annotation, molecular function: diaminohydroxyphosphoribosylaminopyrimidine deaminase activity; 5-amino-6-(5-phosphoribosylamino)uracil reductase activity; NADP binding. The record is from RefSeq and is a predicted model, not a curated record. The transcript is spliced from 9 exons. Gene Ontology annotation, biological process: riboflavin biosynthetic process. Lineage: Eukaryota; Viridiplantae; Streptophyta; Magnoliopsida; Ericales; Balsaminaceae.
UUACUGUUAGAGAGUCAAAGACCGGAAAGGAAAGCCGCUUGGAAGAAGAAAGGGGGGUUUUCUUUCUAAUGGCAUUCUCACUUGUUGGUUCUUUCUCCAGUCCACACAUUAUCUGCAAGGCUAUCACCAACGACGACUCUCACGCGUUCGAUGCUUCCUUCAUACGUCGCACUGUCCAGCUCGCCGACAAGUCUGCUGGAUUCACUUCUCCUCAUCCCAACUUCGGAUGCCUCAUUGCCACCUCCGCCGGAAAAGUUGUCGGCGAGGGUUUCCUCUACGCUCAGGGAACUAAGCCUGCCGAGCUGCAAGCAGUGGAGGCUGCUGGAGAAUUCUGCAAAGGCGCCACCGCUUAUCUCAACAUGGAGUCCGGUGAUUGCCACGGGGACCGCACUGCAGUCUCCUCUUUUCUCCAGGCAGGAAUCACCAGAGUUGUUGUUGGAAUCAGGCAUCCUUUGAAACAUCUGCGGGGAAAUGCCAUUAGUGCAUUAAGAAGUGAAGGAAUCCAGGUUGAUGUAAUUGGUGAAGAUCUAAAAAGCAAAGUAGCUGAGGAUGCUCUGAAAUCCUGUCUUGUAGUAAAUGCUCCUCUGCUAUAUAGAGCUGCCUGUCGAGUUCCUUUCUCUCUUCUCAAGUAUGCAAUGACUCUUGAUGGAAAAAUCGCUGCAACUAGUGGCCAUGCAUCAUGGAUAAGCAGUAAAAAGUCAAGAAGUAGGGUUUUUGAAUUGCGUGGCAGAAGUGAUGCUGUUAUUGUUGGAGGGAAUACAGUACGAAAAGAUAAUCCACAAUUAACUGCAAGGCAUGGAGGAGGUCAUUUGCCAAUGAGGAUUGUAAUGUCACAAACUCUAAACCUUCCUGAGGUGGCACAUCUUUGGGAUGUUACUGAAGUACCAACUAUAGUUGCCACCCAAAGAGGCGCACGGAAGAGCUUUCAGAAAUUUCUUGCCUCCAAAGGCGUAGAAGUAGUUGAAUUUGAUAUCUUAAAUGCUAAAGCUCUCAUGGACUACUUGUAUGAUCGAGGUUACCUUUCAGUUCUAUGGGAGUGUGGAGGUACAUUAGCUGCCUCUGCUAUUUCAGCUGGAGUUAUACACAAGGUGUGUGCAUUUGUUGCCCCUAAAAUCAUUGGUGGAAAAAAUGCUCCAUCUCCUGUUGGUGAACUUGGGAUGGUUGAGAUGACACAGGCUUUGGAAUUAAUUGAUGUUUGUUAUGAACAGAUUGGCCCCGAUAUCCUUGUAAGUGGGUUUCUUCAACCAAUCCCAGAUCUGACACCUGUUAUUCCAGCGUUUGAGGAAACAUUUGCUAUAGAUCCAACUGUAACCCCAUAUGAACCGAGCAUCAUAUUCUUUUAUAAAGCCUGGGACCCCUUUGGAGCUUUUUCAAACUUCUCUCCUCAUCCAAUUCAAAUGCCUGAUGAAAGUGGAAAUUAUAUCUCUUGGUCAAGUGUGGAACACUAUUAUCAGGCUAACAAGUUUGUCGGGGUAAAUGAUCCUAUGGCUAGAAAUUAUGUUGAAGAGAUAAAAUCUGCCACUAGUCCUGAGGAAGCAGCAAGGUUGGGAAGAAAAGGCCAAAGGCUCCAUCUUUCUCUGGUAAGAUCAAACUGGGAGACGGUUAAGAUCGAGGUCAUGUACAAGGCAUUGAAAUGUAAAUUCUCUAUAUACCCACAUUUAAAUUCCAUGUUGCUAUCCACCAGAGGGUCAGUUCUGGUAGAGGUUUCUCCCCAUGAUCUGUUCUGGGGUGGUGGCCGUGAUGGUGAAGGAUUAAACUAUCUUGGUAGAUUGCUUAUGCAGUUGAGAUCAGAAUUCCUAGGCGAUGAUGAUGACUCGAAAAAAACCAUCACUUGAAAAGUUAUUACUUGGAAAAUGAAGACGGUGAACGCCAGAAGAAAUUUCCCUGGUCAUUGUUUACUAGAUAAAUUAUUUAGGUAACAAGUUUUCGGUUCAUAGAUUAUACAUUCUUUUGUUUUGUUUAAUAAAGGAGUACAAAUUUGUGUAUGUUUUACAAAUAUUUGUUGACAGUCAACUUAGGCUUAUGGAGGCUAUAAGAGAAAUAAAUUAUCCAUUAUAUAUAAAUUUCAUUUAGGGAGUCAUUUGUAC